GUUGGCAACGCCUAGAUGCCUCUCUGAUUUCAUGUGCUCUUGCUUGAUCCCACUUUGGAUGUGACAAGCCCUCCAGAAUCGGCGAGGCUGCAAUGAAGCGAUCCAGGCCGCAGUUGCCUUUGGUCCUUGGAAGCUCCAGCAAAUGGCGCCGCGAAGUCUUUAGGCCAUCCGCGCGACCCGACCUGAAGACAUGUGUUUAGCCAUAGCCCGAGCCAAGGCUGAUGCCUUGCUCCCCAAACUGCAAAAAGAGGUUCUGCUGAUUUGCAUGGACCAGGUGGUGAGCUGCGAUGGAGGUGUCCGAGAGAAGCCCGAGAACGAAAAAGAGGCUCGUGAGUUUCUGGAGUCCUACAGGCAAGGAAGCCCGGCCACUUUCAUCAACGGAAUGGUAGUGCACAACACUGCUACGGGAAGGCGCAUCUCCUCCCUGAAUUCAUCGAAGGUCCAGUGGAACGAAUUUCCAGAUGAGGUCAUCGACUCUCUCAUCAUAAAGGGCGAACUAUUCACAUGUUCUGGUGGCGUGGUGGUGGAAGAUGAGAGCCUGCAGCCAUACCGACAAAGAGUAGAGGGCACACUGGAUUCAGUACAGGGUCUUCCUGUAGAGCCACUUCGGCAGCUUUUGCAUCGUGCACAAGCUCCAGCUGUAACGCAUGUGGUUUUCGACAUGGAUGGCCUACUGUUGGACACGGAAAGUGCAUAUUCUGUUGCCCAACAGGCAAUUCUGGACAAGUGGAACAGGAAAUUUACCUGGGACCUGAAAGCCAAGAUGAUGGGCAAAAAGGCCUUGGAUGCUUGUCAGCUUUGCAUCGACGAGCUGGGUCUCAGCAGCGAAAUCACAGCGCAAGCUUUCUUGGAAGAGCGAGAAAGGAGGCUGGAUGUGCUCUUCGCCAAAGCGGCUCUUCUCCCUGGUGUAGAGCGGCUGGUGCGACAUCUUCACAAGCAUGGGAUUCCCAUGGCGGUGGCGACCUCAUCCCAUCGUCGCCACUUUGAUCUGAAGACUUCCCUGCACAAAGAGCUCUUUGCGUUGAUGAACCACAUCGUCACGGGCGAUCAGGUAUCAAAGUCCAAGCCAAAUCCGGAGAUCUUCACCCAUGCUGCCAGUUUGUUUACUCCGGCAGCACCAGAACAGCAGGUGCUGGUCUUUGAGGAUGCGCCAAGUGGUGUUGAAGCUGGCCUAGCAGCCAGAAUGCAGGUUUGCCAUGUGCCCGACGCUAAUCUCAGCCGGAGCUUGUGUGGAAAGGCUCAUUGCGAGCUGCUAUCCUUGGAGGACUUUCGGCCAGAAGAAUGGGGGUUGCCGCCCUUCUAGCGGGGG
Durusdinium trenchii is the source of this 1309-nucleotide messenger RNA. The record is from the annotation of a GenBank genome assembly. NCBI's taxonomy places the organism in Eukaryota, Dinophyceae, Suessiales, Symbiodiniaceae.